GCUGGUGAGUCACAGAGGAGAUGGCAAGCUGCCUUAAAGUUAUCUGGACGCUGAGAUUCCAGAGUGUGGUCCUCGGAGCGGUUCAACUCCUCUGGUUCAGCGCCUUGAUCUCUGAGCUAACAAAUCAGAAAGAAGUGGCUGCAUGGACCUAUAACUAUAGCACAAAAGCAUACUCGUGGAAUUACUCACGGGCAUUCUGCCAGAAGCACUUUACAGAUUUAGUGGCCAUCCAGAAUAAGAACGAAAUCACCUACCUCAAUGAUGUCAUUCCCUACUUCAGCUCUUACUACUGGAUUGGGAUUCGAAAGAUUAAUAAUAAGUGGACUUGGGUGGGAACUAAAAAGACUCUCACAGAGGCGGCUGAGAACUGGGCUGCCAAUGAGCCCAACAACAAGAGGAACAACCAGGACUGUGUGGAGAUUUACAUCAAGAGUGAGAUGGCCCCUGGCAAGUGGAAUGAUGAGCCCUGCUGGAAAAGAAAGAGAGCCCUGUGCUACACAGCCUCUUGCCAGGACAUGUCCUGCAACAACCGAGGAGAGUGCAUCGAGACUAUUGGGAACUACACUUGCUCCUGCUAUCCAGGAUUCUAUGGACCUGAGUGUGAAUAUGUCCGACAGUGUGGGGAAUUUGACCUUCCUCCACAUGUGUUCAUGAACUGCAGUCAUCCUCUGGGAAACUUCUCUUUCAACUCACAGUGUGCCUUCCACUGUGCUGAAGGGUACGAAUUGAAUGGACCCAGCAAGCUGGAAUGUUUGGCUUCUGGAAUCUGGGCAAAUAAUAAGCCCCCACAGUGCGUAGCUGUGCAGUGUCAGACUCUGGAAGCCCCUGGCAAAGGAACCAUGGACUGUGUGCAUCCGCUUGCCACCUUCGCAUAUGGCUCCAGCUGUAAAUUUGAGUGCCAGCCUGGCUAUCGAGUGAGGGGGUUGGACACACUCCGCUGUGCUGGAUCUGGCCAGUGGACUGCACCCUUGCCAGCUUGUGAGGCCAUUGCCUGUGAGCCACUGGAGAGCCCCACUCAUGGAAGUAUGGAGUGUUCCCCAUCCUCAAGCACAUUUCCAUACAACACCAACUGCAGCUUCCAUUGUGCUGAAGGCUUCUCGCUGAGAGGAGCCAGUGUCACUCAGUGUGCUGACCUGGGCCAAUGGACAGCGCCAGCCCCGGUCUGUCAAGCUUUGCAGUGCCAGGAUUUCCCAGUUCCAAGAAAGGCCAAGAUGAAUUGCUCACAUCCUUUUGGAACUUUUCAGUAUCAAUCGGUCUGCAGCUUCUCUUGUGCUGAAGGUUCCCUCCUGGUAGGAGCGCGUGCAAUCCGCUGCAUGGCUACAGGACACUGGAGUGCUGCUCCUCCAGAAUGCCGGGCUAAGACCUGCACACCUUUGUUAAGCCCUCGGAAUGGAACAAUGACAUGUGUCCAGCCUCUUGGAGGUUCCAGCUACAAAUCCACAUGUCAAUUCAACUGUGAUGAAGGGUUUUCAUUAUCUGGACCAGAAAGACUGGAUUGUACUUCAUCUGGACACUGGACAGCCUCCCCUCCAACAUGUAAAGUCAUCAAGUGCCCAGAACUCUUUGCGCCAGAGCAAGGCAGGUUGGAUUGUUCCCACACUCAUGGACAAUUCCGUGUUGGCUCCACCUGCCAUUUCUCCUGUAACAAGGGCUUUGUGAUAGAGGGAUCAAGCAAUGUGAGAUGCACCAGUUCUGGAAGAUGGUCCACAUCUCCACCAAUCUGCAAAGCAGGUGUAGCAUCACUUCCUCCUAGAGAGGUGAAAUGCCCAGCCCUCACCCUUCCUGCACAGGGAACAAUGUCCUGCAGAUAUUCCCAGGGAGCCUUUGGUUUGAAUACUAUGUGUGACUUUGUAUGCAAAGCUGGAUUCACACUCAUAGGAGACAGCACUCUCAGAUGCGGGCCUUCAGGACAAUGGACAGCAGCAACUCCAGCUUGCAGAGCCAUCAAAUGCUCAGAACUGCACAUUAGUCCACCAAUAGUGAUGAACUGUUCCAAUCCCUGGGGGAACUUCAGCUAUGGGUCAACCUGCGCUUUUCACUGCCCAGAGGGUCAAUUACUUAAUGGCUCUGCAAAAGCAGCAUGCCAAGAAAAUGGCACCUGGUCAACUAUCAUGCCAACCUGCCAAGUGGGGUCAUUGACGGUCCAGCAAGCCCUGACUUACUUUGGUGGAGCUGUGGCUUCUUCAACAGGUCUGGCACUGGGUGGGACACUCCUGGCUCUUCUAAGAAAACGCUUGAGAAAGAAAGAUGAUGGGAAAUGUCCUUUGAAUCCUCACAGCCACCUAGGAACAUAUGGAGUCUUUACAAAUGCUGCAUUUGAACCAAACCCUUGAAGAGACCUGCCCUUUCUCCUUUUACCUUGUCUAAUCUCUGAGGAUCUGCUUGGUGAACAGCAAGCUUCCUACUAGACUUGACUUUGGCUGUAGCACAUUUGUAAAGUUUUCUGUAAAUAACUGUGAAUAAAAGACAUGGACCAUUUUUCUUUAUUAGCUUGACCGGAGCAGAAGAGUCAUGCCACAUUCCCACCUCUCUACCCACCACCCCCUCCUGCCCCACUGUUCCUCUUCUUCCCACACAAGCCACAGAGGCCAGCAGCAAAUGGUUCUGCUGCUCUUUGUGAGCUUUGGCCUGAGACAGGAGCAUCUGACUCACCAGAAGAGCAGACUGGGAAGAAAUGAAAAUACUGUUUUUUUGCUUUUGGAUUAAAAGAAGGCAUUUUAUAUGUUGUUGGAAGACAAGAGUCUCUAACUUGAGGUAAAUCUUGGAAGAUCUAGAGUUUUCAGUGGUUGCUGUCACUGAGUUCACUUAGUCCCUCAGAUACUGAGGCUUCUACAGAAACUUCUGGAUGUCACUAGAAGCUACAAAAGACCAUUUCGAUGGGAGGUUACAUCUCACUGUAGAUGUUUCCUGAAGCAAAGGACCCAAAUAUCAGUAUUUGAAUGUGUAAUUAAAAAGGUC
This is a messenger RNA of Perognathus longimembris pacificus (Pacific pocket mouse), 2958 nucleotides long. It is a transcript of the gene Selp, whose product is annotated as selectin P. Gene Ontology annotation, biological process: response to cytokine; heterophilic cell-cell adhesion; leukocyte tethering or rolling. Gene Ontology annotation, molecular function: oligosaccharide binding; sialic acid binding. The record is from RefSeq and is a predicted model, not a curated record. Bases 21 to 2333 code for a protein of 770 amino acids. Gene Ontology annotation, cellular component: external side of plasma membrane; membrane. Lineage: Eukaryota; Metazoa; Chordata; Mammalia; Rodentia; Heteromyidae. The transcript is spliced from 16 exons.